Molecule: messenger RNA, 1093 nt
Organism: Camellia sinensis
Lineage: Eukaryota; Viridiplantae; Streptophyta; Magnoliopsida; Ericales; Theaceae
Source: RefSeq, a predicted model, not a curated record
CUCCCUCUCCCUCUCCUUCUCCUUCUCCUUCUCCUUCUCCCUCUCCCUCUCCCUCUCCUUCUCCUUCUCUUUCUCCUUCUCUCUCUCCCUCUCUGUUGCUCCUUUCCCCUCCAUCUCUCACUACCGCUCCUUAUUGCGUUCGCCGGCAACCGGAGCACCAAUUCACUUCCUCGUUGGUCACCGUCGCGUGAAAUCAAUCCAUCACCCACAGAAUCUCGAUUGGCGGCUCCUCCCUCACACAUUUCAAAGACAUAACAGAUAGAUAGGAUUUGGAUGAGGCACGCCAAAAAUCUCUGCAACUACCAACCAUCGUCCAUGGCAUUCUCUCUCUCCUCCACUAUCAUCUCUCACACUAGGGUUUCCAGAAAUGUCUCCCUUACUCUAAUUCAACCUUUUUUCUCAACCCUUCUUCUCUCAAUUCGAUCCAAGAGAACUCACAAAGAACACACAGUAGCUCCAAUUUGCCCCACACUUGGCCACAUUCUCGCCAAAAACCCUUCAAUGGAUUCUCUAGAGGACAUCUCAUACUUGCUAAGGAUUCCACAAAGAAAGCCCUAUGGAACAAUGGAGGGUAAUGUGAAGAAAGCUCUAAAGAAAGUCCAAACAGACAUAAUAAAAAGCAACUUGAAUCCAGUAUGGAAUAAGGAACUCAUGCUUUUUGUGAUGAGAAUGACGAAGAGUUGCCUGAUUUUUGCAAAUUCUAUGAGAAGUUUCACAAGUCGAAGAAAGAUGAAUGACUUGAUUGAUCCCCGAUGCGAUGACCUACAUGUAAGAAUUUAACAAUAGAUCAAUUGACUGGAUUUGAGAUCGGCCCACGACUCUCUUCUACCAUAUCCGAAGCUGCAUCAAGAGUACGUGAUAACGAGACUGAGACCUUGAGAUUAGAGAUCCGAAACAUAUACACUUGAUAUGUUUUGUUAUUAAGAUUUUAUUUAAUUUGGAUUUUAAUUGUUGGUUUGGAUAGUAUAUGUAUUUGUUCGAUUAUACUAUGUUUAUAGAUUCUUAUUUUCUUUGAUAUGUACGGUUAAUAGUUAAGUUUUGUAUAUGGUUGGAAAUUGAAUGGUAUAGGUGGUGGAGAAAUAUUUUUAUUGAA